AUGGUGGAUGGUGCAAAGGAUGAGUGUUGGGAGUAUCGCAACAAAAGAUCGUUGGAAUGUCGAAUUAAAGUUAUUGAGAAGGCUAUAAGAAAAUUAAAUUGUUGUGUACGUCAAGUUGAAAAUUUGCAUCCUAGUGGUGCUUCAGAUAAAGAUAUUAUUGAUCAAGCAAAAUGUUUACUUAUGCAAGAUCCGAACUACCAAAAAGGUUUUAAAUUUGAUCAUGUGUGGGAUAUGAUGAAGGAUUUUGAGAAGUUUAAAGAUGUCGAUGCUGGAAGUAAAAAAGUGAUUCCACAUCAUCACAACGACUUAUUGGGGUGAAGAAAGCAAAAUUGAAGAGAAAAAUCGAAGAAGGUUUUUCAUCUGCUAUGCAAAUGGUCCAAUCGUAAAAUAAUCGGCUUGUUGAGUUGUUGGCAAAGUCGGUCAUGAGGCAAACA
Molecule: messenger RNA, 434 nt
Organism: Lycium ferocissimum
Lineage: Eukaryota; Viridiplantae; Streptophyta; Magnoliopsida; Solanales; Solanaceae
Exons: 4
Coding region: 1-318 (105 amino acids)
Source: RefSeq, a predicted model, not a curated record